Molecule: messenger RNA, 3330 nt
Organism: Microstroma glucosiphilum
Lineage: Eukaryota; Fungi; Basidiomycota; Exobasidiomycetes; Microstromatales; Microstromataceae
Product: putative DIS3 3`-5` exoribonuclease required for 3` end formation of 5.8S rRNA
Exons: 1
Coding region: 35-3178 (1047 amino acids)
Biological process (GO): rRNA catabolic process
Cellular component (GO): cytoplasmic exosome (RNase complex); nuclear exosome (RNase complex)
Molecular function (GO): RNA binding; endonuclease activity; 3'-5'-RNA exonuclease activity
Source: RefSeq, a predicted model, not a curated record
UCUCCCGUCAUUGACCCCAGCACUCGUACCAAGGAUGGCAUCUAUAGACGCCAUUGCCAUCCAGAAGCGGCCUCUGCCACUCGCAGAUGGCCAGCCAGAUCCACUCACCCAGCGCAAGUUCAUCAAGAAGACGGCCAGGGGCAAAGUCAUCCGCGUCUUACGAGAGCGCUACCUUCGAGAUGACAUUGCCUGUGGCUCCCUCGCCUGCCCUUCGUGCUCUGCCAUCUCGAAGAGGCUACCAGAUCUGCCUAUGCCUUCUCUUAGCAAGACUGGUAUCACCAGCAAUCGAGCGGUAGGCAUCGGCAAGAGACAUUACCUCCUCAUCGACACCAACAUCAUCCUUCAUCAGAUGGACCUCCUGGAGUCGAUGCAUGGCGUCAGCUCGUCCACAGCUGCCUCAUCGUCUUCCUCUACCUUGCCCAUACCAUCCUUUGUCGACAUUAUCAUCCUGCAGACUGUAUUGGAAGAGGUCAGGCAUCGUUCUUUGCCCCUCUACAACCGCCUGAUGGACAUCGUCAAGGACGCAGAGCACGCUGCCAGGAUGGGAAGGAGCGAGAACACGUCCGAAUCACGGCGGUGGUGGGUGUACUACAAUGACUUCUCGAAGCACACUGCCGUGACUCGAGAAGAAGACGAGUCGCCCAACGAUCGCAACGAUCGGGCGAUUCGGACAGCUGUCGAAUGGUACAGCUGCCACCUGCGCUCGUUUUCCGGCACAGGAGGUGCCGCGGACACCCUAGACGUCCUCCUCGUGUCAGACGAUGUCGACAAUGUCAAGAAGGCCCGCGCUGCCGGACUGCCAGCGAUCAAUCUCCGAGAGUAUGUUGCCGGCAUGCCGCAGAGUGACAAGCUGCUGGACCUCUUCGCCUCUCGAUCCUCAGAUGGCGGGAAGCGGACCGGCGCGGGGGUCCUGUAUCCUGAGCACCUGCCCCCGACGCAGAUCAAUGCUGCUGUCAAGUCGGGUCUUUUGCACUCCGGCUUCUUCAAUGCCAAUGCAUACAACUUCCUGGAGGGCAGCGUCAAAGUCAAUGCAUACGACAGGCCAGUGCUGAUCCUUGGCAGAGACAGUAUGAAUCGGGCAGUCGAUGGCGACAUUGUGGCCAUCGAGAUGCUGCCGGAAGCAGAAUGGAAAGCACCCGGUGAAGAGGUCCUGGACGCCGACAGCGCCAACAAGAACGACGAUGCCGAGGCCAGUGGAGGAGAGGAAGAUGAAGAGGAGAGCGAGGAAAGUCGUCUGGAGAAGAAGGAGAAGCGAGAUGCUGCAGCAGUGGCAAAGUCAAUUGAAAAGGAGCGCAGGCCAACUGGAAAAGUCGUAGGGAUUGUCAAGCGCAACUGGAGAUCUUACGUCGCUCACGUCGAUGCUUCCUCAGUACAUUCGAGCGCCCUGAACACCCUUGGGGCUCAAUCACUCUUUGCCACUCCGGUGGACCGCAAGAUCCCUCGAAUCAGGGUCCGUACAAGACAGGCAAGUGAGCUCAUUGGCAAGAAGAUCCUCGUCGCCCUCGACGAAUGGAGGCCCACAAGUCGCUACCCCGAUGGUCACUUUGUCCGAUCCUUAGGCGCUACCGAGAGCAAAGAGGCUGAGCAAGAGUCGCUGCUGCUUGAGCACGACGUGCCGUAUCGCCCUUUCAGUCGAGCCAUAUUGGACUGUCUUCCACCCGAGGGCGACUCGUGGGUCGUUCCACCAAAGAAUGAGUCGGACCCUGCUUGGCGCGAUCGUGUUGAUCUCAGGGGUGAGAACAUCUGCAGUAUCGACCCCCCUGGGUGCCAAGAUAUCGACGACGCCCUUCACGCCAAGAUGCUCUCCAAUGGAAGAAUCGAGUGUGGUGUUCAUAUCGCCGACGUGUCGUACUUUGUCAUGCCAGCAACGCCCAUGGACGCAGAGGCUGCUUCGAGGGGGACUACGGUCUAUCUGGUUGACAAGAGGAUCGACAUGCUGCCUCAUCUGCUCGGCACGAAUCUGUGUUCUCUUCGCCCCUUUGUAGAGAGGCUGGCCUUUAGCGUAAUCUGGGAGAUGGACCCAAAGACGGGUGAAGUUCUGGCAGUCCGCUUCCACAAGUCCGUCAUCGCAAGUAAAGCAGCCUUUACGUACGAAGAGGCGCAGAUCCGGAAGGACGAUAAGAGCAAGACGGACGACAUCACGGUGUCGGUGCGAUUGCUGAACGAUAUGGCCAUCAAGCUCAAGGCAAAGAGGAUGGCCGCUGGUGCCCUCAACCUGGCCAGCCCAGAAGUGCGCAUUCAUCUCGACUCGCCAGAGGCGGCAGGACCUAUUGACGUUGAGCAAAAGGAAAUGAGGGAAACGAACUCGCUCGUAGAAGAGUUCAUGUUGUUGGCAAAUGUCACCGUAGCAGAGAAGAACUACCAGACGUACCCUCAGACGGCCGUCCUGCGACGACAUUUGCCCCCUCCACGUACAAACUUUGAGACUCUGCAAGACAUCUUGAACAAGCGUCGAGGGAUGACACUGCAAAUCGACUCAUCUGGCGCUCUAGCAGAUAGUCUCGAUCAGUGCGUCGACCCAAAGGAGCCGGCCUUUAACACCCUUGUGAGGAUCAUGGCUACGCGUUGUAUGCUCUCCGCCGAGUACUUUUGCUCUGGCUCCGUCCCCCGAGACACGUUUGGGCACUACGGCCUGGCUUGUGGCAUGUACACCCACUUUACCUCUCCUAUCCGACGCUACGCCGACGUCCUUGCGCAUCGCCAGCUCGCAGCUUCCAUCGGAUACACUUCACUGCAUCCGAGCUUGAACGACAAGACGCACGUAGACGAUGUGCUCAACGUCGUCAACAAGCGCCAUCGUGGUGGUCAGAUGGCGGGCAGAGCCAGUGUAGAGUUCUACGUUGGGCUGGCAAUUGCCAAGAAGAACGAGGCAGAGGGAGGCAAGAGCAAUCGCGUUGGCACUGGGGAGGUCAAGUUGAGGGAAGAGGCAUUCGUCAUUCGAGCCUUUAGGAAUGGAGUAGCGGUAUUCGUCAAUGCUUUUGGCUUGGAGGGGCUGAUCACCUUCAAGCAGGAUUGCGAGUACGAUGCCGAGAACUACGUCGUCAAGGUACCGGCUCACGUUUCAGGUCUCUCCAAAGACAUUGAGCUGGGUGUCUUUGACAAGUGCACCGUCGAGAUUGGUGUCGAGAAGGACAAGAGCACACAGAGAGGGAGGGUAAAGAUGGCGCUGGUUCUAUAAUUGUAUGAAGACAAGGAGGGGAACGCAGAGCUUGAACGAAUGGUAUUAGUACAAUGCAAGGCCACCGGUGAUGCGGACGGCUUGAAGUCCGUAUAGUGUGAUAGAACUACGCCCAGAGAUCGUCCUCUUCGCCUUCUGCAUCUUCAUCGUCC